This is a messenger RNA of Laccaria bicolor S238N-H82, 909 nucleotides long. RefSeq lists its product as uncharacterized. The record is from RefSeq and is a predicted model, not a curated record. Lineage: Eukaryota; Fungi; Basidiomycota; Agaricomycetes; Agaricales; Hydnangiaceae. Bases 1 to 909 code for a protein of 302 amino acids. The transcript has 8 exons.
AUGCAUCAUCAACGAGCAAGCCUAGACUUGGAUAAUGCUACGCAUGCCGUCACUGUGACUCUCGCCGAAGCCACGUAUUUCAGGGCAAGUUGUUGGUUUCCAAAAUAUAACAGACUCGAGUACCUUCGAAAAAUCGGACGUCGUUCACUUCUGAUUGGGUGUGGCUCCCCUCAAGACGUACAAAGAGGGACGUGGGGAUUCUUGUGUUGCUCGUUCCCUCCGUUAAGGCUUAGAAGUCGAGGUUCGGUCUGUAUUGGCCGUGGAACCCUUGGUAAAUCCUCGCUGUCAAAACUUCGAACAGUGGGAAGCUAUAGUGUUGACGUUGAGGGAGCAACUUGCCAAGUGCCCACGCCCGAAAAAUCUAGGAGUCUUGAGCUUUCGAGCGUGCCUUUGGACCCGGAAGGAGCGCCGAUGUUGGCGGACGUUGGAGUAGGGCAGCAGCCUGGCAGUGAUGCAGGCAUGAGGCACUUCCAGGUGGAACGUGCGCGUGACUAUGUACAAAUGGACGCGAAGGCCGAUUGUCUAGGAGGACCGACUCAGUUGAAUCACAGUGGUUGUUGUCCCGCUUGGAGAUAUCGCUCAGAUCCGGGGGUCGACAUGGCGAGGAGUAUCUCUGCUGUUAGUGAUGAUUAUAUAAUUGACGCGCUUCCGCUUCCUGAAUACGACAUUCGAUUUCGUUUGAGCGACAAUUCGGCACUUGGACGAUCUGUGGAGGAACGAGUAGCACUCACAGGUUUCCACGUCCAACCCCUUCCUGAUCAACCUGAUUUCGCCCGACUCUCGGUUCUAUUGGCCGAGGUUGCCACUCAUGUGGCGAGAAUCCCACACGCCGCCCCCGAGCCAAACACCAUUACCGCUGAGGAUCUGCGGGCAGGUUCUACUGACUUCUACAUUUUGGACCUGAACUGA